GAAAACGGAACAACAAAAACAGAAGGCUAGAAGCUAAAACAACCUUUUGCCAACGUCAUAUACUCCCCAUGCAAUACAAAGUGCCCAAGCCACCCUGUUAGGUUCCUUGCAUUAUUUAAAAAGGGAUGGACUGAUGCUUGUUCAUGACAUGACACAGAGGAAUUAAAUAGGAGUGAACAAUGUUAACAUUAAGGAAAAAUGAAGAGUUACUGUUCUAACCUAUUUAAGAAAAUGGGUCAAAUAUUCUCCUUGUUUGUUGGGUGGGCUCAUCUGAUUUCCACCCUCUGGUUCUUACUCUCUCUCAUCUGAUUUCCACCUUAAAAGAAAAGCUGCUGGUUAUUAAUGAGAUAGACAGAGGGGUAAAGGUUCUCGUAUUUUUCAGAUGCAGGAACAUAUAUAUCACCAAAAGUUUGUCUUCUAGUGAUUAAAUUCAGAGAAGUAAUGGUGCUAGGAUUACUCUAGCCAUUGAUUGCAAGAGCUUUAUGAGCAUUGCAAGGGUUAGGUUCCUUCGACCAAUGUGUGUAAAUCUGCAUUUGUUUGACGAGGGCAAAGGCUCCAGAGAGACAAAGCUAUAAGUCCACUUUCUAGCUUUGCAUCCUGUCCGCUGGCUCCAGUGGCUGCCAUGGAGGCUCCUCAUAUCCUCGGAGGCAUGGAAGAUGAAGAACAUAGCAGCAGUGAGUCUGGUUGGACCAUGUAUAUUGGCUCCUCCACCCAAGAAAACGAUCACUACAAUUACAUUGAUGAGUACGAUUGUGAUACUCAUGAGCAGGAAGAAGACUACCACAAAAAUCAGCGUGGCAACUAUGACGGUAACAGCCAAAAUGAUGAUGAGAGUGAUGACUCAAUGGCCUCAGAUGCCUCUUCUGGGCCGAGUCAUCACAAACUUCCAUGCAGCAGUGAGCAAAAUCUUGGGAUGGAUCGUCACAAGCUUGAACCGCUUAAGUCCACCUCAACAGAAAAACUUCACAAACAGGUGAUCAAAAGGGACCAAAGAAGAAACAAAAUUGAGAAGGAAAAGUUAGAGGGUAAGGCAACCAGUGCUGCUAGUCAUGUUCGAAGUGGAGAGAAAGUGAAGAUAAUCAACUUUAUGAGCCAGGAAGAAUAGGUGUGUCCCAAAUUUCCCCAGCACUCUGUUUGUGACGCAUGUCUGCUGAUUCUGUUUCUCUGGAUUUCACAAAAUCAGUAUCAAUGUUGAAUGGGGGAUAGGUGACUAGAGAAUCUCAUAGAUGUUUCAUGGUGAAGCAUAUAUCAGGGUGUUUUAAUGCGUUCUAUGUAAGUUCCUUAUUAUUGUUACUGCUAUUCUCAUCAUCAUCAUUAUGAAUGUUUCUAGUAUUAAAUUCUCUUGCAAA
Molecule: messenger RNA, 1349 nt
Organism: Theobroma umbraticum
Lineage: Eukaryota; Viridiplantae; Streptophyta; Magnoliopsida; Malvales; Malvaceae
Source: RefSeq, a predicted model, not a curated record